AUGUGAUUAUAUCUGUCUACUUACUCCACUUUUAUUAUGUGCAGGAUAUUUUAUCCAUACUGAUUAUGAUUGUGAUGAUGAUUGUCUGAUAUAAAAGCGGCAUUUCUUACUUAUGAUUCAAAAUCAGUUUGAUUUGCUCUUAUCAUUAGAGAUAUCUUUCUAGCUCAUCGAGGAGUUGAUAAGGUAGUUUUAUUCAUCGUUCAUGUUCGAUAGUCAUUCCUUUUUAUAAACAUUUUCUCGAUUAUAAUAUGAAUAGCGCAAAAUAUGCAAGGGAAGCGAUACAAGAUCGUGUGAACUUAUAUAAUGCAACUUCGAAUAUUUCAUUAUCAGGUGUAAAACCUUUACGAAGGAAAUAUACUGCCAGUGCACCUAUCACAGAAACACCAUUAACAAACAGUCCCUCGAGCAUCUUGCCAUGUGCACCUUUGGAAACUGAUGGGGAAGGUAACUUUAUCCAUAGUACCAGUGGCAGAAAAAUCAUUUUGAAGGGUAUAAAUCUUGAUGCUGCUAUGAAGUUACCUACAAGUCCAGCUUUACCUAGUUUUAAAGGAGACUGUACUGAUGGAGAUAAUGUAUUCUUCGAUGGAGAUAAUGUCACAUUUGUGGGUCGUCCUUUUCCUCUAGAAGAGGCUCAACAGCAUAUACUAAGAAUAAAAUCUUGGGGUUAUAACACGAUAAGGUAUUUAUUGACCUGGGAAGCUAUAGAACAUGCGGGUCCUGGUAAGUAUGAUGACAAAUUUAUCGAUUAUACUCUAAAGAUUUUAAAAAUCAUUCAUGAGGUUGGUGGAGUUUAUGUAUUUCUUGAGUUUCAUCAAGAUGUGUGGUCUAGAUUUAGUGGAGGUAGUGGAGCUCCAUUAUGGACUUUAUAUGCCGCUGGUUUGCAACCAACAAGGUUUGCUCAAACUGAGGCUGCCAUUUUGCAUAAUGAACCUCGAUUUCAUCGUGAGGAGAAUCCAGAAGAGUAUAUAAAGAUGCUUUGGACAUCAAAUUAUAAACGUUUAGCAGCAAUGACCAUGUUUACUUUAUUCUUUGCCGGUAAGAACUACUUUCCUUAUUUGAAAAUCAAUGGUGUAAAUAUUCAAGAUUAUUUGCAAGAUCAUUUUUUUAAUUGUACUAAACAUAUUUGGACAGCUAUCAAUAGACGAUUACCUCAAAUGAUUAAAGAUGGUACCAUAUUAGGUUUUGAACUGAUGAACGAACCAAAUUGUGGUUUGAUGGGUCAUGCUCAUUUGGGUGAAUUACCCGCUAGUCAACAAUUAAGACUUGGAACAACUCCUACUGUAUAUCAAGCAUUUAAACUUGGAAUGGGUCUUCCGGCAAAAGUAGAUGAAUAUAGAAUAUCUAUUACUGGUCCUCAAGUCUACGGUACAAAGAUCGUUGAUCCUAAAGGUGCGAGAGCUUGGCUUUUACCAGAAGAAGCACUCAUCGUCGAUAAGAAAUAUGGCUGGACUAGAGAUCCAAAAUGGGUUCUCGGCACCUGUAUAUUUGCCAAUGAAGGUAUUUGGACCUGGGAUGAAGAUGUUGAUUUGGAUUUAUUACCUUCUUUGACUGAAGAAGAAAGAACCAAUAUAAGUAUUAGGAAAUGUCAUUUGGAGAAACCAAAUUUCUUUAAUCAAGCCAGUGCUAGGCAUAAUUUAAAUGGAUACCCUAAAACUGUUGAUAUUCAAUAUUUCAAUCAUAAUAAUUUCAUUGAUUUCUAUUUAAAGCUUAAAACUAUCGUUAGAGCAAUUGCUCCUAAUGCCUUUGUGUUAAUGCAACCUCCAGUGUUGGAAAUCCCACCAAAUGUUAAAGAUGAUGUUCGAAAGAUUGUUGAUUCCAAGACAGUUUAUUGUCCUCAUUAUUACGAUGGGAUGUCUUUAAUGUUUAAAACUUGGAAUUCUAAAUUCAAUGUCGAUACCUUAGGAAUCAUGAGAGGAAAAUAUAUCAAUCCUGUAUUGGGUAUUGUAUUUGGUGAGAAUGCUAUUAGAAAUUGUAUUAAGAAGCAAUUCAUGGAAAUAAGAAAGGAAUGUGAUGAUAAUCUUGGCAAAAUACCCACCUUGAUGUCAGAAACAGGUAUGCCAUUUGAUAUGGAUGAUAAAAGGGCAUAUACCAAUGGGAAAUACUAUUUGCAAACUGCUGCAUUAGAUGCAUUGAGUUAUGCAUUAGAAAGUCUGAAUAUGUCCCAUACUUAUUGGUGUUAUUCAAGUUCCAAUUGUCAUGAAUGGGGAGAUAGAUGGAAUAACGAAGAUUUUUCAUUUUGGUCUCCUGAUGAUAGAAAUUUACAAUUUGAUGAAGACAAUGAAAAUGCUAGUUUGUUCCAAAGAUCACAAACUUCAAUCAAUUACACCAGAGCUACGAUCAAAUCAACUAUCAAGCUCAUUCGAGCUAAAAGACUCGAAUACACUGCAGCUAGUUUGAGACGUCCUCGCAGAGCCAGUACAAGAAUGUCUAAAACAAGAUCAGGUCAGUCUGAUAUUAGUCAAACUGAUUCCAUUGAUAGUCAACCACAAUAUAAAGAUGACGAGGAUGAAUCAACAGAUACUGCAUCACUUAUAUCAAGUACUACUGAGAAUGUUCAAGCCAAGCAUAAUCGAAAAUGUUAUCCUUCCCCUGAUGGUGUCAGAGCCGUUAGUGCGGUGGUUAGACCGUAUGUGGUAGCAACUAAAGGUGAAGUUCUUGUCUCUGAAUUCGAUAUUAGAAGUGUCAAAUAUGCAGUUUCAGUUGAAAUCGAUAAAGAGAAAUCAUUGAAUAAACCAACUGUUAUCUUUGUACCUAAAUGGCAUUUCCCAUUUUUAAAUUAUGGAGAUAUAUUUUUAACAUCGGGAUAUAUCAAAUAUAAUGAAGAGUUAGAGUAUUUAGAAUGGUAUCAUCAAGAUGAUCCUGAUCUUGUCAUUAGUGAAGAAGAGGCAUCUGCCAGUCCUGAACCUGGGAAUUCGAAAGAAACCUUGAUCAUUAAAAACAAUAGUGGUACUUUAGAUGUAUCUAAAUUGAAUGAUGAUCAAGGACUUUUCUACAAUGGAGAACUUAAUUGUCCAAUAACUUAAUGUAUUAUGUACUUAUUUAUUUAUAUAUAUAU
Molecule: messenger RNA, 3055 nt
Organism: Scheffersomyces coipomensis
Lineage: Eukaryota; Fungi; Ascomycota; Pichiomycetes; Serinales; Debaryomycetaceae
Product: hydrolase
Exons: 1
Coding region: 249-3023 (924 amino acids)
Biological process (GO): carbohydrate metabolic process; ergosteryl 3-beta-D-glucoside catabolic process
Molecular function (GO): steryl-beta-glucosidase activity
Source: RefSeq, a predicted model, not a curated record